GCCAACAUCGUGGUCGUCUAGUUCGUCUCCUCGCUCGCUCUUCUUGAGUCCAGAGGGAAGGUAAUUUCCCAUGAAAAUUACUUUUAGCUUAUUUUUAGAUGUUUUAUUGCUACAUUUUUUAAAGCAAUGGAGAACGAUAAACGAAAUGGGGUGUCAGACUGCACUAAGCAACCUAAAAAUCAUACCGAAAACAAAGACUCUAGGGCUAGGCCUACGUUCGCACUGGUCAGCUACAUUCUUGCUCUACGACCGUGGUCGUUCAGCGCUUCAUUCACACCGGUUGUUCUUGGCAGUGCCCUAGCCUACAAGGUAACCAACAUGUGGAACCUUCACCUGGCUUUUAUAGCCUGUGUGGCUGUGUUAUCUGUACAUGGUGCUGGGAAUCUGGUAAAUACUUACUGUGACUUUGUAAAGGGAAUCGACAGUAAACGUAGUGACGACAGGACGCUGGUAGAUGGCAUAUUAAAACCGAACAACGUUGCCACGUUUGGAGCUGUAUUAUAUGCGUUGGGAUGUUUGUGUCUUGCUGUUCUUGUCUUCAUCUCGCCAGCUAAAUUGGAACAGAUUGCUCUUGUGUUUUUUUGUGGACUCUCAGGAUCGUUUUUAUACACAGGUGGCAUUGGAUUUAAAUACUUUGCUUUAGGAGACGUAGUGAUUUUGAUAUCAUUCGGUCCGCUUGCUGUCAUUUUUACUUAUCUUGUUCAAGUCGGCCAUUUUUCACUUGCUCCUCUUUUAUAUGCUAUACCAUUAGCAAUGAACACAGAGGCGAUUCUGCAUAGUAACAACACAAGAGAUAUGCCUCUAGACAAGAAAGCUAAAGUUGUAACAAUUGCCAUACUUCUUGGAAAAACUGGUUCCUAUGUUUUAUACAGUCUUCUUUUAUUUGUUCCAUACU
Anneissia japonica is the source of this 895-nucleotide messenger RNA. RefSeq names its product ubiA prenyltransferase domain-containing protein 1-like. The record is from RefSeq and is a predicted model, not a curated record. Gene Ontology annotation, cellular component: Golgi membrane; endoplasmic reticulum. Gene Ontology annotation, biological process: vitamin K biosynthetic process; menaquinone biosynthetic process. NCBI's taxonomy places the organism in Eukaryota, Metazoa, Echinodermata, Crinoidea, Comatulida, Comatulidae. Gene Ontology annotation, molecular function: prenyltransferase activity.